This is a messenger RNA of Nematolebias whitei (Rio pearlfish), 9078 nucleotides long. It is a transcript of the gene celsr2, whose product is annotated as cadherin, EGF LAG seven-pass G-type receptor 2. The record is from RefSeq and is a predicted model, not a curated record. Gene Ontology annotation, biological process: homophilic cell-cell adhesion; cell surface receptor signaling pathway; G protein-coupled receptor signaling pathway. Gene Ontology annotation, cellular component: plasma membrane. Gene Ontology annotation, molecular function: calcium ion binding; G protein-coupled receptor activity. Bases 1 to 9006 code for a protein of 3001 amino acids. The transcript has 34 exons. Lineage: Eukaryota; Metazoa; Chordata; Actinopteri; Cyprinodontiformes; Rivulidae.
AUGCGCGUCACCAGGCUGGACUCACGGCUGCUCGUCUGCUGGUUCAAGUUGCUUUCGCUGGCGCACAGUUACACCGUGCACAUCGGCGAGGAUGCUGCUCGGGGGACGGUGGUGGCCGGAGAGGAGCGCGGCGCGCGGUGCGCCUUGGAUCAGGUGCUCGCUCCUGCGUUCGCGCAGCGGUUUCUGGAGCCGCACGCGGCGGCGGGCGUCGUGUUCGUGUCGGACUCCAUAAAGUGCGCCCUACUGCAGUCGAACCCGUUCACGCUGCUCACUGUGGCGGACUGCGCGGACUCCGGCCACAGGCACCUCCUCAUCAGUCAGUACGACGUGCAUGUUCACGGUAGGAACUGUUCACACGCGCGUAAAAGGAAACCUCAGUGGGACAUGGAGGUCCUCAGUUUGCUCGGGCACCACAGCUCCUCAGAGUGCCACCGAGCAGAGUCUGCUUUAUUUCCAGUGGGGGGGCUGUUGCCUGGCCCCCCGCUUCGCUGCAAGGUGGCCAACAGCCGCGAGUUUUACUUCUCACGAGGGGGCUUGUUUGUGUCUGAGACGCUGUGCUGGAGGCAGGACACCCUGUUUGAGCUGGACAUGUUCUGUGAUGUGCUCACAGGAAAUGGACUCGAUGUGAACACCAUCUCCAUCCACUGGCGCGUGGGACAGGGGCCAUUCAGGCAGGGCCACUUACAGAAACUCUUAAAGAAGGAAGCUCGAUUUGAUUCAGGUAUUGUGAGCAGGAGGAGGAGAAGCAUCAACAGCAGCCCCCAGUUUCAGCCCCCGAUGUAUCAAGUGUCAGUGUCAGAGAAUAAGCCAGCUGGGACCUCAGUUGUCGUUCUCAAAGCUAUGGAUGUGGAUGAGGGGGAGGCGGGCAGGUUGGAGUAUUUCAUAGAGGCUCUUUUUGACAGCCGCUCAAACAAUCUUUUUGCUGUGGAUCCUGUCAGUGGCAUCGUGUCGACGGUGGAGGUGCUGGACCGAGAAACUAAAGACACCCACGUGUUCCGUGUAACAGCCGUUGACCACGGCGUUCCCCGGCGUACGGCCAUGGCCACCCUCACUGUCACAGUCAGCGACACCAACGAUCACGAUCCCGUGUUUGAGCAGCAGGACUACAAGGAAAACAUCAGGGAGAAUUUAGAAAUUGGCUAUGAGGUGUUGACUGUGAGGGCCACAGAUGGAGAUGCACCUGUUAAUGGUAACAUCCUCUACCACAUCCUCAAUAGUAACGGGUCCAAUGAUGUUUUUGAGAUAGAUUCCAGGUCUGGUGUGAUCCGCACGAAAGGUCUGGUAGACAGGGAGGAGGUGGAGGCCUAUGUGCUGCUAGUUGAGGCAAACGAUCAGGGUCGAGACCCCGAGCCCCGCAGCGCCACGGCCACUGUUCACAUUGUGGUAGAAGAUGACAAUGACAAUGCUCCUCAGUUCAGUGAGAAACGCUACAUUGUCCAGGUGCCUGAAGACAUGACCCCCAACACUGAGAUCCUGCAGGUCACUGCCACAGAUCAGGACAGAGGGAGCAACGCUAUGGUCCACUUCAGCAUCAUGAGCGGAAACACCAGAGGACAGUUUUACAUUGAUGCACAGACGGGUAAACUGGACCUGGUGAGUCACUUGGAUUACGAAGCCAACAAAGAAUACACCUUAAGGAUUAGAGCUCAGGACGGUGGACGGCCCCCAUUGUCCAACAUCAGCGGCCUGGUUACGGUGCAGGUGCUGGACGUCAAUGAUAAUGCUCCUAUUUUCGUCAGUACUCCUUUCCAGGCCACCGUGCUAGAAAAUGUUCCUCUGGGUUACUCCAUCAUCCACAUUCAAGCUGUAGAUGCAGACUCGGGAGAAAACUCCAGGCUGGAGUACCUCCUUAUUGAAACAAUGCCAAGCUUUCCCUUCGCCAUCAAUAACAGUACUGGGUGGAUUGUAGUGGCAGAUGAGCUGGACAGAGAGAGCGUAGAUUUUUACAACUUUGGAGUGGAGGCCCGCGAUCAUGGCUACCCUGUAAUGUCCUCCUCAGCCAGCAUCAGCAUGACCAUUCUAGACGUCAACGACAACAACCCAGAGUUCACUCAGAAGGCAUAUCACAUGCGUCUGAAUGAGGACGCGGCUGUGGGGACUAGUGUGGUGACAGUGUCAGCUGUGGACCAGGACAUUAACAGUGUGGUGACUUAUCAGAUAUCCAGUGGAAAUACUCGAAACAGGUUCUCCAUAACGAGUCAGAGCGGAGGCGGGCUCAUAACACUGGCACUGCCGUUGGAUUACAAACUAGAACGCCAAUACAUCCUCACGGUCACUGCCAGCGACGGCACUCGGUUUGACACUGCUAAGGUGUUCGUGAACGUCACAGACGCCAACACGCACCGACCUGUGUUUCAGAGCUCCCAUUACACAGUCAACAUCAACGAGGACAGACCUGCGGGCACCACCGUGGUUGUAAUAAGCGCCACUGAUGAGGAUACAGGCGAGAAUGCACGCAUUACCUACUACAUGGAUGACAGUAUCCCUCAGUUUGACAUUGACCCCGAUACGGGAGCUGUCACCACACAGAUAGAGCUGGACUACGAGGACCAGGUUUCUUACACAUUAGCCAUCACAGCUCGAGACAACGGCAUCCCACAGAAGUCUGACACAACCUACCUGGAGAUACUCGUGAACGACGUCAACGACAACUCACCCCGGUUCCUCAGAGACCACUAUGUGGGCUCUGUGAUGGAAGACGUGCCAGUGUUCACCAGCGUGGUACAGGUUUCUGCCAUCGACAGAGACUCUGGCCUCAAUGGUCGUGUUUUCUACACUUUCCAAGGCGGGGAGGACGGAGAUGGGGACUUCAUAAUAGAAUCCACCUCUGGGAUUGUGCGCACGCUGCGCAGAUUAGACAGAGAAAACGUGCCUGUUUACAGCCUGCAGGCUUUCGCUGUGGAUAAAGGUGUUCCUGCUCUGAAAACGCCAGUAAACAUUCACGUAACGAUCAUGGAUGUGAACGACAACCCUCCUGUGUUUGAAAAAGAUGAGUUUGACAUCAUGGUAGAAGAGAACAGCCCCAUAGGCCUUGUGGUUGCCCACAUAUCAGCUACAGACCCAGACGAAGGCAGCAAUGCUCAGAUUAUGUACCAGAUAGUGGAGGGAAACAUCCCAGAGGUCUUCCAGUUGGAUAUUUUCUCUGGAGAACUGACAGCGUUAAUAGAUCUGGAUUAUGAGCUGAAGUCUGAGUACGUCAUCGUCGUCCAGGCCACCUCUGCCCCUCUGGUGAGCCGAGCCACCAUUCACAUCAAACUCGUCGACAAGAACGACAAUGUGCCGGUGCUUAAAAACUUCCAGAUCAUCUUCAACAACUAUGUGACGGAUGAAUCGAGCAGCUUCCCCACCGGAGUGAUCGGACGCAUCCCGGCCUAUGACCCGGACGUUUCAGAUCAGCUCCACUACAGAUUCGAGGUGGGAAAUGAGCUCAACCUCGUCCUCCUGAACCAAAGCACGGGGGAGAUCCAGCUCAGCCAGGCCCUGGAUAACAACCGGCCCCUGGAGGCCUCCAUGAGGAUCUCGGUGUCAGAUGGCAUCCACUCCGUGUCUGCUCAGUGCCUCCUCCAAGUCACCAUCAUCACCGACGAGAUGCUGUCCAACAGCAUCACCUUACGUCUGGCCAACACCUCCCAGGAACACUUCCUGUCCCUGCUGCUCGCUCAGUUCCUGGAUGGCGUGGCUCGGGUCUUGUCGGCUGCGCCCCAAGACGUCGUCAUCUUCAAUAUCCAGGACGAUACAGAUGUCAGCGCUCGCAUCCUCAACGUCAGCUUGUCUGUGGCGGUGCCCGCCUUCGGAGAGGGACACCAUCGUCCCACAAGUCUCAGUACUGACAGACCCGGGAGAGGACCUGAAUCUGGGGAGUUUUUUGGCUCAGAGGAACUCCAGGAGAGGCUGUAUCUGAACCGCAGCCUUCUGGCUGAGAUCUCCUCCCAGGAAGUGCUUCCCUUUGAUGACAACAUCUGCCUGCGUGAGCCGUGUGAGAACUACAUGAAGUGUGUGUCGGUCCUAAAGUUUGACAGCCUGGCCCCGUUUGUGGCGUCUGACACCAUCCUGUUUAGACCCAUCCACCCCAUCGCUGGGCUGCGUUGCCGCUGUCCCACUGGUUUUACAGGAGACUACUGCGAGACAGAGAUCGAUCUGUGCUACUCUAAACCGUGUGGAGUCAACGGUGUUUGUCGCAGCAGGGAGGGAGGCUUCACCUGUGAGUGCUUCCAGGAAUAUACAGGAGAGCGCUGCGAGCUGUCGUCCCGCUCGGGCCGCUGCACUCCAGGAGUCUGCAGGAAUGGCGGCACCUGUGUCAACCUGCUGGUCGGCGGCUUCAAGUGCGAGUGUCCGCCAGGCGGCUAUGAGAAGCCCUACUGUGAGAUGACCACUCGCAACUUCCCCCCACACUCCUUCCUGACCUUCAAGGGUCUGCGCCAGCGUUUCCACUUCACCCUUUCGCUCACUUUUGCCACCAAAGAGCCUGAUGGUUUGUUGCUCUAUAACGGUCGCUUCAACGAGAAACACGACUUCAUCGCCUUGGAAAUCAUCAAUGAACAGGUUCAGCUCACCUUCUCUGCAGGAGAAACUAAGACCACGGUUUCACCGUUUGUCCUGGGGGGCGUCAGUGACGGUCAGUGGCACGUGGUGGAGGUUCAUUACUACAACAAGCCAAUCCUGAACCAGGCCGGUCUGCCUCAGGGCCCCUCGGACCAGAAGAUUGUUGUUGUGACCGUGGACGACUGCGACACCUCGGUGGCGCUGAGAUUCGGCCUCAUGAUAGGGAACUACUCGUGCUCAGCUCAGGGCAGCCAGACAGGAUCCAAAAGAUCUCUGGACCUGACUGGGCCCCUGCUCCUCGGAGGAGUCCCCAAACUCCCAGAAGACUUUCCCGUCCGAAAGCGGCAGUUUGUGGGGUGCAUGAAGAACCUGCGUAUUGACAACCAGCACAUAGACAUGGCCGGCUACACCGCCAACAACGGCACUCUGCCAGGAUGCUCUGCUAAGAGACAUUUCUGCAACAACAGCCCGUGUCUGAACGGAGGAACCUGUGUGAACCUGUGGGGCUCCUUCAGCUGCGACUGUCCGCUAGGGUUUGGAGGACAGAACUGUGAAAGAGUCAUGGCCAACCCGCUGCGUUUCCAGGGUAACAGUCUGUUGCAGUGGAACAACCUGGAGGCGGCGACGGCGGCGGCCUCCGUCCUCUGGCACGUCGAGCUCAUGUUCCGCACUCGUCAGUCCAGCGCCACGCUGCUGCACGUCUCCUCCAGCCUGCAGCACAACCUCACUCUGCAGCUGCGUGGGGGGAGCGUGUUGAUGGGGCUGCACAGGGGGGAGGACUCCACUCUGUCCCGUGUAGAAGAGGUGCUGGCAAACGAUGGAGACUGGCAUCAUUUGCAGCUGAACAUCAGCAGCCAGGGAGGAGCGGCGAGCCGCCACAAGGCAGCGCUGGUCCUCGAUCAUGGACUCUACCUGGCCAGCAUGGAGGUGGAUGGAAAGCUGCGGGACUCCAAGCUGAAAACUGUGAGCGUUGGUGGUUUGGCAAGGCCUGAUGGGAAAAUUCAGCAUGGCUUUCGUGGCUGCAUCCAGGGUCUGCGUGUGGGCGGUGCUCUGAGUUUGUCUCAGGCGAGGAAGGUGAACGUGGAGAAGGGCUGCAGCGUGCCAGACCCCUGCAGCUCCAACCCCUGUCCCGUCAACAGCUACUGCAGCGACGACUGGGACAGCUUCUCCUGCACCUGCAGCAGCGGUUACUACGGCACAAACUGCACCGACGUGUGCUCGCUGAACCCCUGUGAACACGCAUCCACGUGCACCAGGAGGCCGAGCGCCUUUCACGGUUACACCUGCGACUGUCCCGGAAACUAUUUUGGCCGAUACUGCGAGAAAAAAACGGACCUGCCGUGUCCGAGAGGUUGGUGGGGUCACAAGACCUGCGGUCCCUGCAACUGUCCAACAGACCGGGGGUUUGAUUCCGACUGCAACAAGACGAGUGGAGAGUGUCGCUGUAAGGACAACCACUACCGACCUGAAGGCAGCGACACCUGCCUGCUGUGCGACUGCUACCCGGUCGGUUCUUUCUCCAGAGCCUGCGACAGAGAGAGCGGUCAGUGUCAGUGUAAGCCCGGCGUCAUCGGGCGUCAGUGUGAUCGCUGUGACAACCCGUUUGCUGAAGUCUCUCCUAACGGCUGCGAAGUAAUUUAUGACAGCUGCCCUCAGGCCAUCGAGGCUGGGAUAUGGUGGCCCAGGACUAAGUUUGGUCUUCCUGCAGCUGUUCCCUGUCCCAAAGGAACUAUUGGCACAGCCAUCCGACACUGUGAUGAGCACAAGGGCUGGCUCCCUCCGAACCUCUUCAACUGCACCUCUGUCACCUUCAGCAAACUCAAAGCCCUGUCAGAACGGUUUUCCCGUAACGCGUCACUCCUUGAUCCUGGGCUCGUUCAGCAGACGGCAGCCAUGUUGGCCAACGCCACCUCGCACACGGAGCAGUUCUACGGCAGCGACGUGAAGGUGGCGUACCGGCUCGCUCUGAGUCUGCUGCAGCACGAGAGCAACCAGCAGGGCUUCAACCUCACGGCGACGCAGGACGUCCACUUCACUGAGAAUCUGAUCAACGUGGGCAGCACCAUCCUGUCUCCAGAUGUCCGGCCGCACUGGGAACUGAUCCAGCACUCAGAGGGCGGCACGGCGGCUCUGCUGCGACGCUACGAAGAAUACGCAAACACGCUGGCACAGAACAUGAGGAAGACCUACCUGAGCCCCUUCACCAUCGUCACACCGAACAUCGUCAUUUCUGUGGACCGUCUGAAAAAGAUGAAUUUCGCCGGAGCUAAACUACCACGGUACCAGUCCCUGAGAGGUCCGCGCCCUGCGGACCAGGAGACCGCCGUCACUCUCCCCGAUUCAGUCUUUCAGCCGCCCACGGACUACAAGGGCCACAGACUCCAGGACGUUUUCUCAGAAUCCUCCCCGAAGAACCGCUCAGGCAACAGGAGGAGGCGCCACCCGGAGGACAGCCAGCAGGAAGCCAUCGCCAGUGUGAUCAUCUUCCACAGCCUGGCCACGCUUCUACCGGAAAACUACGAUCCAGACAAGAGAAGUCUACGCGUACCGAAGCGUCCGGUCAUCAACACGCCGGUGGUCAGCAUCACGGUUCACGACAACGACGAGCUGCUGCAGCACCCGCUGGACAAACCCAUCACCGUGCAGUUCCGGCUGGUCGCCACCGAGGAGCGCUCGAAGCCCAUCUGUGUGUUCUGGAACCACACCAUACUUUCCGGGAAUGGCGGCUGGUCGGCCAAAGGCUGCGAGGUGGUGUUCAGGAACAGCAGCCACAUCAGCUGCCAGUGCUAUCACAUGACCAGCUUCGCUGUGCUGAUGGACGUCUCCAGGAGGGAGAACGGAGAGAUCCUGCCCAUUAAAAUCCUGACAUGGAGCACGGCCGGAGUGACGCUGGGCUUCCUCUUCCUCACCACAGUCUUCCUCCUGUGCCUCAGAGCCAUGCAGAGCAACAAGACGAGCAUCAUCAACAACGGAUCCUCGGCUCUCUUUCUGUCCGAGCUCGUCUUCGUCCUGGGCAUCAACCAAGCCGACAACCCGUUUCUCUGCACGGUCAUCGCCAUCCUGCUGCACUUUUUCUACCUCUGCUCGUUCUCCUGGCUCUUCCUGGAGGGGCUGCAUGUUUACCGCAUGAUCAGCGAAGUGCGAGACAUCAACUAUGGACCGAUGAGGUUCUACUACCUGAUCGGCUGGGGAGUCCCGGCCUUCAUCACAGGUUUGGCGGUGGGUUUGGACCCCGAAGGCUACGGUAACCCCGACUUCUGCUGGCUGUCGAUGUACGACACUCUGAUCUGGAGCUUCGCCGGACCCAUCGCCUUGGUGGUGUCGAUGAACAUCUUCCUGUACAUCCUGUCAUCCAGAGCCUCCUGCUCACUGAAGCACCACGGCAUGGAGAAGAAAGAGCCUCGUUUCUCCGGCCUGAAGACCGCAGGCGGCGUCCUCUUCCUGGUUUCUACCACAUGUUUUCUGGCUCUUCUCUCCGUCAACAGCGACAUGAUCAUCUUCCACUACCUGUUUGCAGGUUUUAACUGUGUGCAGGGUCCGUUCGUUUUCUUUUUCCGUGUCGUCUUCAGUAAGGAGGCGAGGAGAGCGAUGAAGUACUGCUGCAGCCGAAAGCGCCCAGAUCACAUGAUCAAAUCUAAAGCCUUGAACUAUAAGAGCAACACGAACUACAUGGACGGCCGGUUGUAUCAUCUCCCGUUCGGUGAGUCCAGCGCGUCUCUGAACGGCACCAUGCAGAGCGGGAAGAGCCAGCAGAGCUACGUGCCGUUCGCCCUCCGAGACGAUGGAUUAACCACCAGCCAGGCGCACAUCGCUCUGAACGACCACACAUCGCUCUUCCACGAAACGAAAGAGCACAUGGACGAUCACGACAGUGACUCGGACAGCGAUCUGUCUCUGGAGGACGACCAGAGCGGCUCCUACGCCUCCACGCACUCUUCUGACAGCGAGGACGUGGAGGGGCCCCUUCCUCCAGAGGAAUGCUGGGAAAACCUAGUGUCCAACGGUGUUAAACGACCCCAACCACACGACGACAGUUCGGGGCCGGCGCUCUGGCCUGCAGAUCACUCGUCCGGGGUCGGUGACGGCGAGCUCGUUGGUGGAGACAGAGGGAGGACGGAGGCUCCAGAACCGGUCCUCGGGCGAAACAUUCGGCUGUUAUCGGACGACCGGUCGCAGGAGUCUGCGGCGACGCUGCUGCCUGUUCUAUCAAACCUCAGCUCCCACCCUCACAAAGGGAUCCUGAAGAGGAAGCAGCUGUCUCCCAUCGUGGAGAGGAACAGUCUCCACCGCGUCCACAAUGAACUCAGUGAAAACUGUCCGGGCUCGGCGCCUCAGCAGGGAUCCUCCUCCUGCCAGGACCGAGCCGGCCCGGCUAAACCCGACCUGCCCGACCGGCUGAACGGCGUGGCCCUGAGCGUCAAGGCGGGGGCGGUGGACGGCGACUCGUCAGGGUCCGAGUCAUAGAGCCCCCACCCCCGCAACACUUGACGACAGCAAGGAGCGCCUGACGUUCUGUCAUCAAGAGGAAAGAAGAAG